Mercenaria mercenaria is the source of this 1289-nucleotide messenger RNA. Its product is annotated as baculoviral IAP repeat-containing protein 8-like. Gene Ontology annotation, cellular component: nucleus; cytoplasm. The coding region runs from base 1 to 1122 and encodes 373 amino acids. Lineage: Eukaryota; Metazoa; Mollusca; Bivalvia; Venerida; Veneridae. Gene Ontology annotation, molecular function: ubiquitin protein ligase activity; cysteine-type endopeptidase inhibitor activity involved in apoptotic process. The transcript is spliced from 7 exons. Gene Ontology annotation, biological process: negative regulation of apoptotic process; regulation of cell cycle; positive regulation of protein ubiquitination. The record is from RefSeq and is a predicted model, not a curated record.
AUGGCUGCUGGGAUAAGGGACAUUGGGCAACAAAAUUCAGCAUCCAUAGCAACAGAAGCUUUACAACAGGAUAAUGUUCCACCUUCUGCUCCUGAAGAACAAGAAAGUGACCCAGGAACUAGUGUGGGAGGAAGAACAGAUCCUACAAUCACUGUAGUUGUCAGUAAUCCCAAACAUCCAGACUAUGUCAGCAUAGAUUCUAGAGUUAGUUCGUACCAAGGAUGGCCAGAUUACCUGGAUCAAACCCCCAGACAGAUGUCAGAAGCAGGUUUCUUCUUUGUUGGUGUAGCAGACUUUACUCGCUGCUUUUGUUGUGGUGGAGGUCUGCGAAACUGGGAACCAGGUGAUGAUCCGAUGUUGGAACAUACAAGAUGGUUCCCGCAUUGUGAAUAUGUCAGCAAACUGAAAGGAGAGAGAUAUGUGGCUGCAGUACAGAGACGGCAUCAAGAACAUAUGCUUGAACAACAAAGACAACAGACAGAGAUUGCUCAGAGACGAGAUGAACUAGGAAUAAGACCUCCACCUACUUCAGCUUCUAUAGCAACUUCUGUAUUGAGCACCUGCACUCCUUCCUCAAUUGUGUACACCGGUACCAAUGUUCCAUCUUCUGUUGUAUACACAGGAACCAGUAUAGGAGCUUCUGUUGUGAACACAACUUCAAGCACAUCUACUGCAACCUCCAUAGUCAAUGCUGGUACCACUACAUCUACUGUGAGUUCAGCAUCAACCUCUGCUACAGCCAGGGUCCAGAAGUCUGGUACUUCAGCUUCUGCAACAGCAGAAGGAAGCUCAUCUGAAACUGAGAACCAGCAGACUGUUCCAGGGAAUAGUUCCAGCUUUAAUGCAGCCAGUGGAGCCUAUGUAGAGAGGCAGUCAGGAGCAUCAGGUGGUGAUGGUAACGAGUCCAGAUCAGCAGCUGCCCAGUGUACAUAUCUUAUAGAAAAGGAAAAUGAGGAAUUAAAGGAAAGGUUGACUUGCAAAAUUUGUUUAGAAAGACCAAUAAACAGAACAUUUUUGCCAUGCGGCCACUUAGUGAGUUGCGAAACUUGCGCACCCAGAUUAAAGCGCUGUCCUAUAUGCAGGAAAAGGAUAACAGGCAAAGUGAAAACAUUCAUGUACUAGGAAUCAGAGGUGACUUGAACUAUAGUUAGUCAAAUGCAUUUUAACUAUGCAACUAUAUUGCUUUAAGGACUGUAGUAAUGCAUACAUAUUAUACCCCUGAAAACAAAGUUUAGUGGGGUAUGUCAGCAUCAAGUAGGUUGGGUAGUCAGUCUGUUGCAAAGUAGGUU